Rhinichthys klamathensis goyatoka is the source of this 2125-nucleotide messenger RNA. RefSeq names its product cell division cycle 34 homolog (S. cerevisiae) a (gene cdc34a). Bases 353 to 1081 code for a protein of 242 amino acids. The record is from RefSeq and is a predicted model, not a curated record. The transcript has 5 exons. Gene Ontology annotation, molecular function: ubiquitin conjugating enzyme activity. Lineage: Eukaryota; Metazoa; Chordata; Actinopteri; Cypriniformes; Leuciscidae. Gene Ontology annotation, biological process: ubiquitin-dependent protein catabolic process; protein polyubiquitination.
UGGUCUGCUGGUGGCACCGUGUCUCGCGUGACGCUGCUGGGGGAGGGAGCGAGACUCCUCGAACAAGCUGCCCCGCAUAGCAUAUUUGUUUACUAGCGGAACGCUUGAUUAGUUUAACACGUUUAAUAUCGACGGCAGGUGCUUAACGUGGGACUUCAAAUGCCCGACGCGAACAGCAAAUCCGCUGGGCCUGGUACUCGCUAAGCGAAAAUUGUCAUCGAGUGAUUUAUCUCGCGUUUGUUCGUUCGACUUCAGCGUGUACUGCCACUGACCUAGCGGCGCGUUUGUGAAACGGACGAAUCAAACUUGUUUGCGGGGUUGUUUUGGAUGCCUGGUCGUUUGUUUUUGGAAUAUGGCUCAGCAUAGACACCACCAUGUUGCGAGUUCCCAAAAGGCUUUAAUGCUGGAGCUAAAAAGUCUUCAGGACGAGCCGGUUGAAGGCUUUAAAAUAACUUUAGUCGAUGAGUCGGACUUGUACAACUGGGAAGUCGCGAUUUUUGGACCCCCCAACACGCACUAUGAGGGGGGGUAUUUUAAGGCACGCAUCAAAUUCCCCAUUGACUACCCGUACUCGCCUCCUGCCUUCAGAUUCCUCACCAAGAUGUGGCAUCCCAACAUCUAUGAGAAUGGCGACGUAUGUAUUUCCAUCCUGCACCCGCCAGUGGACGAUCCCCAGAGUGGAGAACUGCCAUCAGAGAGGUGGAACCCAACACAGAAUGUGAGAACGAUCUUAUUGAGCGUUAUCUCACUGUUGAAUGAGCCCAACACCUUCUCGCCAGCCAACGUGGACGCCUCUGUCAUGUACCGCAAAUGGAGGGACAGUAAGGGGAAAGACCGCGAAUAUGCAGAGAUCAUCAGGAAGCAGGUUUUAGCCACCAAAGCCGAAGCAGAACGGGACGGGGUCAAAGUGCCCACCACACUGGCGGAAUACUGCAUCCGUACCCGCGCCCCACCUGCCGACGAGGGCACCACCUUAUUCUACGAUGACUACUACGAUGAUGAGGAUUUAGACGACGACGAUGAAGAGGAAGGUGAGGACUGUCGCUAUGAUGAAGAUGACUCUGGGACGGAGGACUCUUGACGACCCGAGCUUUCCGAACUCUUCACUUCUGGUUUCCAUUUGGUUUUAAAUCAAGGAAAAGGAAUAUUUUUCUGUUUGAAGAUCCUGAGGUCCCCAACGUCACAAAGGGCAAGAGGUCAUUGAUCCCGAUGAACUGUUUUUGUACUUCUGUUCGAACGGCAACUAACAGUUGCAGUCAACUCUAAACCCAGACGCUUUGAGGGUUUGUUUUUUAUUUCUUACAUUUUGUUUUGUCUGGUUUUUUGGGGGGCAGGUUUGGUUCAACCAAUCAGUGCGAAACAGUCCAGCUCAUGUUUAUUUGGUCCUUGAUAAACAACUAACUUGCCUUUCAAAGGCACCUGAUCUCAGGUUUUCCAUUUCUGUGAUUUAACAGUAUUGGCGUCUUGAGUGGUGGGGGGGAGGGGGAGGAAAGUAGCUAAUACACAUUCUCAGGGCUACUUCUCUUUCUUACACCACAAUGCAUUAUAUUGUGCUUCUGUAGCCAAGGACUGAACAAGCUUCUUCGAUAAAUGUUCUCCAGAAGAGGAUUUCUACAAGGCGUUUGGUAAAUUGAUGCAUCGCAUACAGUUCACACCAUUCUAAGCUUGGUUUCCUUUGGGACUUCAAUAGGUGUCAUUUUACCCACAAACAAACCUGUCUUUAUGUGUGUUUUGUUUUCGAUUUUAUGGGGUUGCGAGGUAGUUUGAAUCUUGAGUUUGAUUCUGCGCUAUAUUUAGCUACUCUUUGACAUUUGAGGGUAUUUUAGUUUUGUUAUUCUGUAUAUCCUUAUUCAUUUUAAAGCUUUGUGGUGACUUUAUUUGGAACCUAAAAUCCUCCUCAGGAAAACAUUGGUGUGUUUGUGGCUCACCUUUUGACCCCAACAGACUCUCUAAACCCGCUCAGCUGAUUUAUAUGCACAAAGGGGUAUUUUAGGCCACUUUCCCUUCUUGUUUGUACUUUUUUCUUUUUGGUAUGCUUUGUAAAUCUAUUUAAAGUCUGAAUAAAGGUCUUUAUUAGAAUUGCUGUAAUUCAAUUGUUGAUGAAUAAACAAAUAAUAAAAUCCAA